AUUCUCUACAUGCAUUUGCCUCCUCUGCCUGCACUUUGUCGUUGUUCUUGUGGUUCCAAUGAAGACUCGUCACACAAAAUAUGGCAUAUGCACACUUUGGGUAUCGAUCACAGAUUCUGCAACUGGAUCCAACCCAAUAUCACCCUCACUCUCUACUAUAAAUUGACACCAAUUCCAUGCCCAAUCUCACAACACAAACUCAACAAUCAUUUCUUGAUUGCAACCAACAAAAAACAAACCCUCUUAUAAUUUCUUGUUCAAGAAUCAUCAACCCUAUCAUGUCUUCAAGCUAUCAAGAAUCAAGAAACUCGAGCUGUUCUUGGACAGCGAGAGAGAACAAACUGUUCGAGAGGGCACUCGCCUUGUACGACAGGGAGACGCCCGAUAGAUGGCAUAACAUAGCGAAAGCUGUUGGCGGAAAAUCGGCUGAAGAAGUGAAACGACACUAUGCAGUUCUUAUUGAAGAUGUUAAGCAUAUUGAGUCCGGUCGUGUUCCUUUUCCUAAGUAUAAGUGAUGCUUCAGGUAAUGUCAUAUGGAUAAUUAUACCUUCUUUCCUUGUCAAUGGCCGUUCAACUGAGCUAAGUCAUUUGCUACCUUUUCUUCCUCUAUUAAAUUAUUGGUUCUUGUAAUAAGGAAUUUAGUUAAGUUGAAUAAGAUUUCGAGUUUGAAUCUUAUAUAUAUUACAUAUUUCUUAAAUUUAUUA
Molecule: messenger RNA, 704 nt
Organism: Mercurialis annua (annual mercury)
Lineage: Eukaryota; Viridiplantae; Streptophyta; Magnoliopsida; Malpighiales; Euphorbiaceae
Product: protein RADIALIS-like 3
Exons: 1
Coding region: 177-515 (112 amino acids)
Molecular function (GO): DNA-binding transcription factor activity
Source: RefSeq, a predicted model, not a curated record